This is a messenger RNA of Cinara cedri, 9890 nucleotides long. NCBI's taxonomy places the organism in Eukaryota, Metazoa, Arthropoda, Insecta, Hemiptera, Aphididae. The record is from the annotation of a GenBank genome assembly.
AUUACUCUACGAUGUACUCUUUAUGAAGUAACCGGCAAUAUAAUAUAAUACAAUAAUACGAAAUAUAUUGUUGAAUUGGACAGUCAUCAACGACUACUUUACAGUAUUCCGCCAGAAACCGUGAGGAACGUUCGCGAUUUCUGAAACUAUAAUAAUAUCUGCAACAUAAAGUACUAAAUACAGGUAAAAUAAAAAAUAAAUACAUUUUUUUUUUAUUAUUUUCUUAUGAAUUAUAAUUUUGUAACAAUGUUACUUUGCAUUUAUUAGCAAGAAUUGGAUUUUAUAGCAUUAAAAUUUACUUAUUUAUGCCUCAUAAUAUGUCAUAAAAACAACAAAAAUAAAUUAAUAAAUAAGAAUUGAAAAUUGUUUUUGCUUAUUAUUUUCUAGAAACUUGUGUUCAUACUAAAAUUAAUUUAUCGGGCCGCAAUACUGAGCUACAUAAAAAUAAAUGAUAAUAUAGAUGUUUUAUUUAGUAAAACAGAACUUACAGUAUUUUUCUUAUUGACCUAAUUUCACUUAAAUUGCAACUUUUUUCUAGUAUUUUUCAUUUACUUUAAACGAAAUUUUUAAAAAAAAAAAAAAAAACUUAUCACUAAAGUGCUUCAAAUGCGCAAAUUGAAAUCAAAAUACGAUUUUAUGUAUGAAUCUAUGUAUUAAAUCUUUGUUAGGUACAUAAAACAAAAUAAUAAUACACUUUUCUAUAUUUAUAUGUUUAUCCUAUAAUAAUUAGCAAAAUUUUAUAAAAUCCGUUCUCUACUUAUUAGUAUAACCGGUUCAAAAUAAAAAUGUUCAACAGACUUUUCAUCUUUCUUUUUUUUUUUAAUGAAAUGAUCCGCAGUAAAAACUAAUCUAAUUCUACAUAAAAAUAAUUAUCUAUAAUUAUAAUUGUUAGAAAAACUAUAAAAAAAAUUAGCUAUUUACCUACUUGUAUAUGAAAUAGAUAAAUGGUUUUUUUUUUUUAAGUUUUAUUUAAAACUUAGUUUUUUCUUUUUAAUAAGCGUUUUGAAAUCAAAUUUAAAUGAAAAUCGCAACAAAAAUUACGGCCCUUAAAAUUAUGUAUUAUCGAACUGCGUUCAGAAUCGUCUUUCGUCAAGUAAUGGUUUAUCGUUGCUUACAGAUAUAAUUGAAAUAACCUUAUGUAUCCUUAUAUGUCUACCUUCCCAACUUCUCACUUACAACAGUGGCCGCUCCCAUCCCCAGUAUCAGCUCUUUUUUUUUUUAAUUCAAACAUCAUUUUAUGGUACUUGUCUACAUUUUAAAUAGAUUUAAUCAGGUUAAUAAUAUUACUAUAUAGCUAUUAAGAUAUAACUAUGCAUAACGCUAGAAUGUCUAUAUGUAUCAAUUUUUUAUACAUGGAAUUUUAGAUUAUUCAAUAUUCAUUAAAUACUAUAUUGAUUUUAACUAAUAUUCAUUAAUUUGGUUUAUACUAUUGGUUCUUUUAUUGGUAUUUUGAAUUAUGUAUUAAUAUUUAAAUGUUUACUGUUAACAUAUAUUUCGGUUAAACUGUAUAGAAAAUAUUUAAAUCGAAAAUAGUAAUUAAAUCUUUAUUAUAAAAACAAUACUUUUUUGGCUACUCAUCAAAAAUAAACAAUUACUUAAAUCAAUUAAUUAAUAAAAAAAUAUAAAUAAUUAAUACAUAGUAUACCUACUUGUUUUUUUCCAAUAAUUAUAAAGGGUUUUUAUAUUUUUUUAUUUACGAGGCUUGGACAUGUUAAAUAUUAUAAAAUAUAAUUAUUGUUUAUUAAUAUUAUUAAAAUUAAUUAUAAUUGUUUUAUAUUGUUUGAUAUACGAUUAAUUAAUUUUACAGUUACUAUAAUCGUGAGUACACAUAUUUAAAGUUUGUUGGCCUUUCUUUUUCUUUUGGUUUUUCGUUUACAUAAAGCAAUUUUUAACUAUUCUGAAAAUGAGUAUAAGUAAGUGGGUGGAGCAUAUGAAAUUGGUAAUUCAAGGUUUUUCGAUUGAUAUGUGGUUAGGUACAUACAUUGCGCCGCUAUUGAUAAAUAAAUGUUUAAAAGUGUGGACAAAGACGCGGAAAUUUUAACAUUUCCUGGUCCCGGUCAUAUUGGAUCUGUUAUAAUAUAAUUAUAUAUAAUUUUAAAAUACAAUAAUCUCAUAAACCAAAUUACCACCGCUAGUUACAAACUUUGGAUGAAUAUUAAAAUCGUGUUGCCGGAAGAAAAGUGCAAUUAUUUUUUACGAAAACAUUUUGUAUACAAAUAUAAGUAAUAUUAACUACGUUAAUAAGAAUAUUUAUCAGCGGUCCUCUAUAAUUAUUUUUAGUAGAAUACUUUAUAAAUACUUAUAGUCUAUAGAAUUAUGUGUUAGAUAUAAAUAGAAUAGCCAAUUAUAAUAUAUAAGUAUACAGAUAGGCAUAACCAUUUUUAACCAAAAUCAUACAUUUCCUUUUUGGGUCAAAUCAAAAUUUAAAUAUUUACUUUAUGUUAUGAAUUUAGUAAAGCAUUAAAAAUAUUAAUUAUAAUAUAUAAAAAUAAUAAUAUAAUAUAAUAUAAUUCAUCAGUUCAAUGAAUUAUUCUAUCAGUACCUAUUACAUUUUUGCUAAUCAUGUACAUAUUUUAUUCACAUUUACUGUGUUCAAUGUUAUACAUAUCAAAAAAAUAUUAAAUAUAAAAGUUUAAUUUAUAAAUUAAAAAAAUGUAUUAUUAAAAUUAUUUUUAAGUUAGUACCUAUAUCAUAUACCUACAGUCUUAUAGUUUAAAUGUAUAUAAGUACUAUAAAAACAAUUAUAUAUUUAAUAUAAAAUACGACCGUUGUCUGAUUUUUGCACUGGUUCACUACAUUCUAUAGUAAUUAUUUAAAACUAACUUAACAGAAUCAUACCUAAAAAGACAAACAUACUUCGAAUGAUAGGUGGGUCACUGUUAUAGGUGAGAUGUUCGGAAGGUAGGACCUAUAUCCCGUCUAUAGGGGAAUUUAAUAUAUUUUUGUAUGCAACAAUUAAGUCUUGUGUUGUUUUUCUAUAAGAGCAAUAUUUUUGGUAGAAAACAUAAACCAUAUAAAGUUAAAAUAAAGAAAUCGUGAUGCCAUAAAUUUAUUAGUUUUAAUUUUUUGUGACUUUUUUUAUGGUUUUUUCGGGACAAAACAUAAGAGAAACAGGAAAUUGACGAAAAUAAUCCUUUUAUUAUUUUCAAUUUUGUUAUUUAUUGUAAUUUAGUUAAAAAUAUUCAUAAAAACUUGGAAUUUAGACAAAAACUUAUAUUUACCUUUUCUAGAGGUGGUAAAACUUUAAAACAUUUUAGUUAUGUUUAAACUAUUUAUAGAAAUUUUAAUUGUGUGAGUAAUUUUUUUUGGUAGGUACUCAGUAGACACAAUUUUUAGACUAAACAGAAAUGCUUGAAAAUUGAACAGAAGCUUAAUUAUAACUCGUUUUUUGUGGUAAAAAAAAUGAGUUUAAUGUAGUAUAUUCUUUAAAUAAGAAUUUUAAUAUCAAAUCUUGACAAAAAUUGUUUUAGUAAAAAAUUAUGUAGGAUAAAUCUAAUUGUUGGUCCAUAUAAAUUGUUUCAAUAUAUAUUUAUUUUAUUAUAAUAUGACAUAUAUUGUUGAAAAAGCAAUACUAUUAACCGAGCUUCGCUCAGAAUCGUUUUUCGUUAGAAAUGAUUAAUCAUUGCUUACAGGUAUAUAUUUAGAUUCCUUUCUAUAUCAUACCUUCACAACUUUUUAUCUACAACAGUGUCCACCAAUUGUAUGCAGUGUGUCAGUUUUAUUUUUAUUUUUUUAUUACACACAAGGAUAAGGACUACAAAUAUUUAUUUUAUUUUAGGUUGGCUUUCCUUAUCCGUUAUACACGUUAUUUAUUUUUGUUAUUACAUUCAUUUAAAAAACUUGUUUAUUGUACAAAUUAUUAUGUAUAAAUUAUAGAUUUUUAAUAAAUAAAUUAUAAAAAAAAGUUGAGGUUAAGAAUUUUAAAUACCUUAAUGAGAUUUGUAGGAUCUUUUUAACAAAAGCACAGUAACUUUCAAAAGCAUAUAAAACAUAGGAUAACGUGUGGUUAGAUAAAGUGUAGAAAAGUGUCAGAUGUUUUGUGUUUUAUGUAAUUAGAGAAUUCUAAUGAGACCUAAAGUUAAGUUCUACAGAAGUGAAACUGAUUAUGUUGUAUGAUUACACUCCUAGUUUUGAACGGUAGAUAGAUAAACAGAACAGUGAAUGAGUGUAGUAGAGAUGAUAAUAUUUAGUUGGAUGAGUUGAAUGACGAGAGAAGAUAGGAUAAGGGAUGAGUAGGUAAACAAAAUGUGGCUUCGAUAUGAGCGUAUAGAUAAAACAAGAGAUAAUAGAUCAAGAUAGUUGGAGCACAUCAUGGGGGAGAGGAAUUUGAAGCAAUAAUUAUUAUAAUAGAAAUAAACACAGGAGGAACUAGGUGGAGAGUAAAACUGAAGGAGAGAUGGUUGGAUAUGAAUAUGAUUGAGAAUGGUAAUAGGACAAUCGGUGUUUACGAGGUGGGAGAUCUGAUAAAGUGGAAGCUUAGAAUGAAAGUGGCUGACCCCAAAUAGUUGGAUUAAAGACGGAGGAGAAGAAGAAGAAGAAGAAGAAGAAGAAGAAAGAGAAGAAUUUAAGAAACAAGCAUCUUUAAAAUAUUACUAUUAUUUUUUGUCAACCUUAUUUUUAGGAAUCAAACCACUAUCUAUUUUUGAUUUUCCAAUAGCAACCUGUAUAAAAAAUCCAUGUAUGAAUUAUUAGUUUCCAAAUACCAAAAAUGUAAAAAUAGAAUAUCUCGUCAACGAGUUAAAGGAAUACGAAAAAUUUCAAGGCCAAAAUAUAUUUAAACUAAUAUUCCUUUAAGUUAUGAAAUUUUUAAAAUAGAUAAAAUAGAUUUGAAAAUCAAAAUUAAGUAAUCGUUUCACCCCCAAAAAUAAGUGUGAUAAUAAUCAUGAUAAUAUUACAUUUUAGUGCUGAUUGUUUCUUAAAUUGUUCUUGUACUUUCCGAGAUGUGGGUAAGUGUUCGUGGGACACUAUGUAUAGCAAUAAUUAUCAGACAGUUAUUAAGUUAUAAGAUAAUUUAAUAAUUGAGUUAUUAUAAUAACAAUCCUAUCAUACACAAAAUUUCAGUUGAUGAAUUAAAAAAAUAAUAAUAAUAAAAAAAUUAUAGAGCAAAUAUAUUUUAGGUAAUCGUAGCUUAGAUUAGGUUAUCGUAACCUACAAAGUAAAUAAUAGUUCACCACGGUUAGGAAAAAUAUAUUGAUGUAAGUACUUCUAAUAUAAUAUAGGAACUUAUACCAGGACAUUUUUUUUUGUAAUUGUAUAUUAUUUAUUUUAUCGUUCGUUACUUUAUACGCUUAUAUUGCAGUCAAAACACUACAAUGGCGGUAAACGGAAAAUUAACUAUGAUACUGCUCGUAUCGCUGGCAACUUUCGGGUGUCUAAUAUUGUCGGUCGAAUGUUAUUCGGAUGGUGCGCCAACGGAGGUUUGUGAGGACAUGCUGCCUAAGCACGGAGCACCCGCGCAGACCGGCCCCUCACCCUACACGCUUACCCUGAAUCGUAAAUCAGUGAAACCUGGCGAAUCCGUGACGCUGACACUCGCUGCUAAGGACUCCGGAAAAUUCAAAGGCUUCUUAGUUCAGGCUCGUGACAGCACCGGAUCGCCUAUCGGUUCGUUCAUGCCUCUGCCGGCGUCCAAGACCAACAACGAGUUCAAAGGCAAAUGGAAGCUACUCAGCUGCCCUAAAGGACCGGCUAACGUAAGUUCACUGCAAUAUUAUACUUCUUUUAUUAUUGUAAUAACUUCAUUGUUCUUUUGUAAAAAUACAAAAGAAAGAUCCUAACAAAGUAAACUAUCUCCCUAAUUAUGCAUCACCUGUAUUCAGCAACCGUUUGGAUUUACACAACACAAAUAUUAUUCAGCAUAUGAAAUAUUUUCACUUUUACAUACAAUAUACAUAAUUUAUUUUUUUUCGUGUUGACCUCCGUCGCCAUUAUUAUGUUUUCAUCUACCUUCUCCAUGUCUCCACAUGCCACUGUUUUUUCGUGGCCUCUUUAGCCCCGGCUUCUUACAUUAUUCAGCAUAUACCUAGGUACACUAAUAAUGUUUCAACUUAACUUCUCAAGUUUUCCAUUAAUAUGAUAUCCUAUCAGCACAUCAUAAUAAUAACAAAGUACCUACGAUACUAAAAUGCGUGGAUCUAUUCAUAAUAAUAUAUUAUGCCAUAUACGUAUUUCAUAUUCUAUAUUAUAUGCAAUACGCAUAUUAUAUUAUUACAAGCCACACAUAAAUACAUAUUAUGUACCUAUACAUAAUAUAUAUAACAGUCGUGUACCGCACAAGUUGCCAUUUUGAGAAAAAUACGUUUUUACCUACGUUUCGUAAUCUUUAUUGUGUUAUAUUGGUGGAUAUCUUAUUAAAUAAAUAUUAGACAUGUGUGGAGAGACUGGUUUAUUGAAAGUGAGCCGUCCGUGGUGCAAUGGACAUGGACUGGCUGUCACAACAGGUACCUUAUCAACGAUAUUACAAAUAGAUAUAUAAAAAUAGCUUAACUGAUUUACAAAAAUUUGUUUUUUAUCGUUCUGUCACGAUUUUAACACCUGCGUCUAGCAGGAAUAUAUUUUCAGUUAUACGAAUAAAAAGCAUAGAUAAUACUGCUACUAUACGAAUGCGAAUUAAUAUAUUAAAUUAGGUAUUCGAAAUAAUGUUUUUUUUUUUUUUUUGAAUAACACGAUUUUUACAGGUCUUAUACCAAUAAAAUCAUCAUUAUCAAAAAUUUGUUUUUAUACGUACGGAUUUAAACGUUUAUACAUAAUUAUUCGUAAAAGCAUAUGUCAUAAUAAAAUGCAUAGCUAUUUAAAAAAUGAACAUUUUGUUUCAUGUUUUAUGUCUACCUCUACCUAUAUAAUAUAUUUUAAUAAAUUAUUAUUUUUUGACUACGUUACUUUUAAGAAUACUGCAACACAUGUCAAUUCAAUCGAAAAAUCAAGAGUGAUACUCACGUGGAUCGCACCAAAAAAUCUUUCCCAGAGUUUCAAAUUUUUGUAAGUACCUAUAUUAAUCAUUAAGUAAUAGAUAAUAUAUCGCAUAUUAUAUUAUUGCAAUAAUAAUGAAUGGCAUAUAUAUAGUUGUUUAACGGGUUUUCGAAAUGAAAUAUAAAUUUUACAAUAAUAUUUAUAGGCACUUAUAUUUUAUUAUUCAUUACCUAUACAGGUUUAAACCGGUAUAAAUCGUGUGAAACUGUUGAAAUGUCCUUUAUGUAAUAGAUGGGUACCUAAAUAAAAAAAAAAACGAAUCGACGAAUAACUAAUAUCUCAGGCGCAAAAAGCGUAUUAUACCUAUUACUUACUGCUUUAAAAAGUGUCAUUUUUGUUUUAUUUGACACACAUUUCAUUAUUUUAAUAAUAAUUACCAAGGUACCUAUUUGUACCAUUUGUAUUUUAAAGUUAUGCAACAGUGCGCGUCUCUCGUCGAAUUAGGAUAGGUAUAUUAACCUACACAUUACAUGCGAAAUAUGAAUUAAGAAUUAUGACGAAAUUAUGCCUAUAGGUAUUAAAACUUAUUUUUUGCUGGGUUUUUCGUCAUUCAAACUAUUCAAAGAUGAGUAAUUUUUACCGGGGAGAAUAGGGGAAAAUUGUUCAAACGCAACACUUCGUGCCGCCAUACAAAUAAUGUUCCACAUAUUCUAAUCCUCCCAAAAACUUAAAAGUGGAAUAUCUCGGGUUGACGGAAAUCAUAAAAUUCGAUAUCAAAAUUUAUUCAAACAAAUAAUAGACUGAUUUCUGUUUAAGGAAUAGUUAAUAUAGGUUGCCAUUUUAUAAUAAAAAGUAGGUAGGUAUUAGUUUCACCUCUUAAAAUAAUGGAAAUGUAACAUUAGGUUUAUUCAUAAAAUGACAAAAAAAAGUUGAAAAAAAAGUUAAUACUUUCUAAGAUUAUCGCAAUGAGUAUAUUUUCAUCCUUUUUAAUAUAAUUUUUCUAACAUAAUAAUUUCUCCAAAAACUCAGUUAAAAUUUAGUUAAAAAACUUUCGAACAUUAUAUCAACUUAUACUACUUAUGUCUUAUAUCUAGUAUCGACAUUCAUAUUCACCAAUUACCUUGGUUUUUGUUUGAUAUAUUUAUAUAUAUACACACAUAUUGUAUGUUCGAUUUAAUUUUAAUAUAAAUUAUUGGAAAUGUAAUACAAAAACAAAUUAAUAACCUACUUCUAGUGAAUAAUUAAUUCACUUAAUUCGCCUUGAGUAAAAAACCGGUUUACUCGUGUAUUUCUGAAUAAUUCAAUUUUAACAUAUCAUUCUACUAAUCGUGUUAGAUUUUUCCAUCAAAUUGGUAAUCAAUUAUGUAUUUUUAUAAUAUAAUAAUACACACAGAAGUAUAUUAGUCUAAAUAUAUUUAGUACUACACCACGAUAGUAUGAUACUAUGGUAUUAUAAAAACUCAUAUAGAGUAAGGGUGUAGAUUUAUUUUUCAUUGAUUGUUAAAUUGUUUAAUAAAAUUAUUAGAUAUCCACAAUUUGGUGCACUGAAGCUAAUAAACUCUGGGUUAGGUUAAACAUUAAACAAUGUAUAUAAUAGUUAUUUAUAAAUAGGACUAGGCCGAUACCAUUAACCGAUAUUAAUAUCGGCCGGUAUUGGUACUAUUGGUAAAUCGGCUAUCGGGUGUCGGCUUUUUUUCGAAUCGAUAGUAAAACCGAUACAAUGUAUAAUACCAGUUGCAUAUCAAUUUGUAUACAAUGACGGUAGUUAUAGCGAUAAUGCUAUAGAAACUCCGAACAAAAUCUCGACAAACAACGAUUUAUAUAGAUUACAGGUUUUUUAAAAACUAUAUAGGUUUUUUUUAUAUCGAUUCGUGGAUCCAGAAAAAUAAAUAAAUUUCGGAUUGGUUGACGAUUUUAUAUCAGAAUAUCGGAUAUCGGAAAAAAGUGUUGUGGGCCCAGCUCUACUUAUAAAUACUACUAAAUAUGGGUAAUAACUAAAAUAAAGGGGUUGAGGGGAGUAAGAAAUUAUUGAAUAUUUAUCCCCGCUGAUCUCUUGGGUUAUUUAUUACCUACCCAUCUUUUACAAGAGUAAGAAAAUUGUAAGUAUAAUAUAUAAAAUGUUUCUUACCUGUCCUGUGCAGAACUUCCUAAGUAUAACGGUGUUGAUAUAGAAUACAAGUAUAUUUACGAUUAAUAAAAAGGUAAUUAUUAAAAUUAUUGUGCCCGAAAAUAGGUUAAGAACUAACCAAUCUUAAUAAAUAUUUAAUUUCACAUAAUAAUAUUAAUAUGUAAAAUUUAGAUUACAAUAUUUGCUGUUUAAAAUUAUAUAGAGGUAUCUAAUAAUACCAAUUUAUUGUAAUAAUUAGGUAACUAGUAUAGUAAAGUUAAUCCAAUACUUAAUAAAUACCUAGGUUAGGUUUUUUUAUUUGAUCAAGCUAUUUAUUAAUUAUUUUUAAGCAAAUCAACUGAUCUUAUUCAUUUGAGUAAGGACAUUUAAAACAUAGUUUAUACUCAUAUAUAAAACUAUAAUUGUUUAUGUUAUUUCGUUUAUACAAAAUGUAAUCAAUCGCUAAUUUUUUUUUUAUUAAUUAAUAAAGUACUAAUUUUUAAUUAUGUAUUUUGUAUAGGUACACAGUUGCCAAAAAUGGUGGAGAAUACUGGGUUGGAAUUGAAACCGAAUCCAUUUCUGUGACUAAGUAAAUGAAAUUUCAAGAAGAACUUAUUAUUCGGCACACACACAAAUAAAUUAACACAUAAUUUAUAUUUAUAUUAAUAAUUUAAUGUAUAUUAAUUUACUAGAAUAAUUAUGGUUACACUUACAAUAUAAAUAUGAUACUUAGGUACUAAAUUUUGUGAGCAUUAAUGACUUAUAAUUACCAUUUGAUUGGUAUAUUAUUGUUUUUAAUAGUUACAUAAAUAAAUUAAAUAUAAUAAUUCAUUGUCUAUAAACCUCUACAAUUUAAAACUCUUUGAGAUAAAAA